Messenger RNA from Morus notabilis, 1357 nucleotides. RefSeq lists its product as uncharacterized. Bases 133 to 1095 code for a protein of 320 amino acids. NCBI's taxonomy places the organism in Eukaryota, Viridiplantae, Streptophyta, Magnoliopsida, Rosales, Moraceae. The record is from RefSeq and is a predicted model, not a curated record. The transcript has a single exon.
AAGCGCAUUGUCGUAUUUACUAUUUACUCAGAGACAGAGAGAGGGGGGAGAAACGGAAUUUCCGGAAAAUUUUCACGCCAGCCAAACACUCCGCCACCGGGAACGUGAGAGAAAGAAGGGGAAAAAAGAAAAAUGGAAGCGAACACAAGCCGAGCGGAGGCGGAGCGGCUGUUGGGAGUGGCGGAGAAGCUUCUCCAGAACCGAGAUCUGAAUGGAUCACGCGACUUCGCCGUCUUAGCCCAAGAAACGGAGCCCCUCCUCGACGGCUCCGACCAGAUCCUCGCCGUCGUGGACGUCCUCCUCGCCGCCGAGAGGCGCAUCAACGACCACCACGACUGGUACGGCAUCCUUCAGGUCGAUUCCCGCUCCAAUGACCAGGAUAUCAUCAAGCGGCAGUACCGCCGCCUGGCCCUCCUCCUCCACCCGGACAAGAACAAGUUCGCCUUCGCCGACCAGGCCUUCAGGCUCGUCGCUCAGGCUUGGGCCGUUCUCUCCGAUGUCGUCAAGAAGCCUCUCUACGAUAACGAACUCAACCUCUUCUCCAAGAUCGACCUCACAACGACGGCGACGACCACCGCCGCCUCCUCGUCUCUGCAGAACAAGCUUCCCGUCCGGAGGACGACCCAGGCUCCGGAGGCAUCGGCGGCGGCUAGGAGUGGAAAUUCAGCCAGAAAUGAGGGGUCGAGGUUGCAGAGCUUCUGGACGGUGUGUCCGUACUGUUAUGUGCUGUACGAGUAUCCUAGGGUUUACGAGGAUUGCUGCUUGAAGUGCCAGAAAUGCCAGAAGGCCUUCCACGCUGCGGUUAUUCCCUCGAUGCCGCCGAUGGUUCCCGGCCAGGACGCGUACUAUUGCUGCUGGGCGUUUUUCCCGCUAGGGUUUGUUUUGGGGAAUUCGGAGAACGGCGACGGCGGAGGAGGGAAGAGUUCGGGUCCGGUGCCGGCGGCGCCAGGGUUUCCCAAUUGGAUGCCGCCGAUGUUUCAAGCUGCGGAGAACGAGAUCCGUAAGCGGGGAAAGGCGGCGGCUAGGGUGAGAAAUACGGGUGCGGGCGAAACUCCGGCUCCUAGGAAGAGGGGAAGACCUCGUUUGUACUCUUGAAUUUUAGGCACUAAAGCCAAUUUAGAAGUUGGAGAUGGGAAAGUUUUGGUUUUUGAUGAUAGUUUAACUGAAGCUGAGGAAAAGGUGCUUUUUUCAUGGGAAGAAAAAUAUGUUGAUCAUGGUGGGCGAUGAUGAGAUCAUACAAAAAAGCGUGGAAGGUAUUGUUGUAGAAUUGUAGUACAUUUGUGAUUGUGUUGUAGCUGUUGUUGUUGGUUGUUGAUAUGUAGUUUUUAUAAAUUAUAAUCGAGGAUUUCUUCAACCA